Messenger RNA from Oryzias latipes (Japanese medaka), 1282 nucleotides. RefSeq lists its product as uncharacterized. The record is from RefSeq and is a predicted model, not a curated record. NCBI's taxonomy places the organism in Eukaryota, Metazoa, Chordata, Actinopteri, Beloniformes, Adrianichthyidae.
UUCCGCAAAAUAUGGGACGUACACCAUGUUAGAAUUACCAGCAAAUGUUAUCAUAGACAUGCAACUGAGCAAUGAAGUUGGUGGUGCCUCGCAUAUGGAAAAGGAGGGCUUCAUAAGAUCAGUUAAUUUCUUGGGAACACAACAGGGUCUAGAUAUAGAUGUGAUAAUAACAGACAGGCAUGUCCAGUUACGGAAAUGGAUCAGAGAGAAUUUGCCAGAUGUUCAACACCUUUUGGACGUUUGGCAUGUUGCGAAGGGUAUUAUUCAUUUCCUCAAGUCUUUUUUCUUUAUCAGAAGUUGUUCCAGUUGUAAAAUAUCCAAUAUAUUUAUUAUUAUUUCCAGGUCUCAGAAAAAAAACUUGUGGCACUUUCCAAAGAAAAAGACUGCACAGACUUGAAAGAGUGGAUUGACAGCAUAAUCAAUCACCUUUAUUGGUCAGUCAUGUCAACAGAUUCAGCAGAGCCAAACCUAGUUGAAGCCAAGUGGACGUCUGUGCUGAAUCAUAUUGUAAAUAUUCAUACGCACAACAAUGAGUUAUUCCCUAAAUGUGAGCAUAAAAGGCUGAGAGGAAGAGCAGCUAGAAAGAAGUGGUUGAAACCAUGUUCUACCUUGAUGGUGAAAUUAGAAACACUGGCAACAACAACAUACCUCAUCAGAGAUCUAAAACAGGCAUCAAACCGGGAGCAGACAUCCUCUCUGGAGGCGUUCCACAGCCUCUUGAACCACUACGCUCCGAAAAUGUAUGCCUUUUCUUAUGAGGGCCAGCUUUGCAGAGGACUGUUAGCAGUGAUGCAUUUCAAUGAAAAUAGUGGGCGGACUCAACAAAGUACCAGAUCAGGUGAACUCCAGUAUGCAGUGUCCCUGCCAAAGUGGAAGAAAGGGGGACACACAGUGAGGAAAGUUUUAGAAGAACCUACAUUUGACUAUGUCAAUGAGAUCAUCAAGGAUGUCCUGGACAGACUCGUACACCCCAGAGAAGAUGUGGAUGUCAGAGAUGUGCCUCCUCCAUUGAGUGGUGAAUACCAAAGACCAACCAAAGAAACUGCUGUCUCACAGUUCAAAUCCAGAUACAAGUCCACUUGAAUCAGUCUAAUGCAGGAUACAAAAAUCCAACAUACUGUCCAGUUGGUGCGGAAAAAGUUGACCGUAUUUUAUUCACAGCACAGGAUGGCAGGGUAACACGAACCGCUCUCCCAAGAUGUCCCCAGCACAGCCUCACAAACUGCCUGUAUGCGAUAUAUCGAUAUCUUCUGAAAAUAGAAUAAAGACUUGAUUACAUGUC